Messenger RNA from Erigeron canadensis, 2073 nucleotides. RefSeq names its product cationic amino acid transporter 5. Gene Ontology annotation, cellular component: plasma membrane. The record is from RefSeq and is a predicted model, not a curated record. Bases 106 to 1872 code for a protein of 588 amino acids. The transcript has a single exon. Gene Ontology annotation, biological process: amino acid transport; transmembrane transport. Gene Ontology annotation, molecular function: L-glutamate transmembrane transporter activity; L-lysine transmembrane transporter activity. Lineage: Eukaryota; Viridiplantae; Streptophyta; Magnoliopsida; Asterales; Asteraceae.
CCCAUAAAACAAAUGGUCUUAAAAGUCAAAAUUUCAACCAACAAUAAAUCAGACUCAAAUUUCCUGCACAAAUCUUAACAUUCUACAAAUUUUACAAAACAAAACAUGACUUCAUCACCACAAACCAUAACUAAUGAACCACAAUAUUCCUACUUUAGAUGGACAAAACAAGAUUUUUUUCCAGAACAAUCAUUCAAAAACUGGGGUACUUACAAGCAUGCCUUGUCACAUACUUACUCUCGUUUCAAGGACCGCCUUCUAACUCGAUCUGAAGAUGCCGAGGAGAUCGAAACACUUAGAAAACAAAGCGAAAACGAUAUGAAACGAUGCUUAAACUGGUGGGACUUAAUGUGGUUUGGUUUUGGUGCUGUCAUUGGUGCAGGCAUAUUUAUUCUUACUGGCCAAGAAGCCAACAAGAACGCCGGGCCAGCUAUCGUUUUGUCUUACGUAGCAUCCGGUUUUUCAGCUAUGCUUUCGGUUUUUUGUUACACAGAAUUCGCUAUAGAAAUACCCGUGGCGGGUGGCUCUUUUGCAUACCUUAGAGUAGAGCUAGGAGACUUUGCAGCUUUUAUUACUGCUGGAAAUAUUCUGCUAGAGUGCAUCUUGGGUGGGGCGGCUGUUGGGCGAUCAUGGACGUCAUAUUUUACUAGUCUUUUGAACCGUGAAACGAAUUCUUUGAGAAUUCAUACGAAUCUUGCUGAAGGGUAUAAUCUUUUAGACCCUAUUGCAGUUGUUGUACUUGCAAUUGCGGCUACAAUUGCUAUGAGUAGUACACGAAACACCUCGUAUGUUAACUGGAUUGCAUCCGCGGUCAACACCCUAGUGAUUUUAUUUGUAAUCAUCGCUGGGUUUUUGCACGCGGACGUUUCUAAUAUGAAGCCCUUUGCACCUUAUGGCGUUGAGGGUGUGUUUCGGGCUGCAGCAAUUGUUUAUUUUGCUUAUGGAGGGUUCGAUGCAAUUGCAACUAUGGCAGAGGAAACUAAAAACCCUGCUCGAGAUAUACCUUUGGGUUUACUUGGGUCUAUGUCGAUAAUUACAAUAAUUUAUUGUUUGAUGGCACUUUCGUUAAGUAUGAUGCAAAAGUACACAGAUAUUGACCAGAAUGCACCCUAUCCGGUUGCAUUCGAGAGCGUAGGGUUGAAAUGGGCCAAGUAUCUAGUGGCUUUAGGUGCACUUAAGGGUAUGACCACGGUUCUAUUGGUUGGUGCCCUUGGACAAGCUCGAUAUAUAACUCAUAUCGCACGAGCCCAUAUGAUACCUCCAUGGUUCGCUUUGGUCCAUCCAAAGACCCAAACUCCAAUAAACGCUACUUUGUUAGUGACGAUUUCUAGUGCUUGUAUAGCAUUUUUUUCGAGUUUGGACAUUUUGGCUUCUUUACUAUCUGUGAGCACGCUCUUUGUUUUCAUGAUGAUGGCGGUUGCACUUCUCGUUCGGAGGUAUUAUGCAAAAGGGGUUACUCCAAGACCGAAUCUACUCAAACUAGUCGGGUUUUUGUCAAUAAUCAUCGUGUCAUCAAUUGGGAUUUCGGCUUGUUGGGGGUUAAAAUCAGGUUGGGUGGGUUAUGCUGUGACGGUUCCUUUAUGGUUUUUAGGAACACUUGGGAUUUCGUUGUUGUUGCCACAACAGCGAACCCCAAAAGUGUGGGGAGUGCCCCUAGUUCCAUGGCUCCCCUCACUUUCGAUAGCAACAAAUUUGUUUCUAAUGGGGUCAUUGGGGUACAUUGCUUUUAUUCGCUUCGGAAUUUGUACUGGAAUUAUGUUGUUGUACUAUGUGUUGUUUGGUCUCCAUGCCACUUACGAUAUGGCACAUCAGGAACCCGAGCUUAAACCAGAUGGUAUAAAGGAAGACAAUGACGGAAAAGCGUUGGCUUAGCCCAUUAGUAUGCAAUACAAAUAAUGCUUAAGUUUUUUAGUGAUUUGAUAUCCUUGUAUUGUAUAGUUGUAUAUGAUUUCAAUGAAGUCCAAGAAGCAAAUUUACAAGUUGAACAACCUUACUCAUUACCAAGGUUGUAGUGAAAUCAGAUGUAAUUCUACUUUUCGAUCAGUAAAUUAGUUAUAGUGCUUGCUUUGUUAA